Falco peregrinus (peregrine falcon) is the source of this 1403-nucleotide messenger RNA. RefSeq names its product peptide YY. Gene Ontology annotation, biological process: feeding behavior; neuropeptide signaling pathway. The transcript is spliced from 4 exons. Gene Ontology annotation, cellular component: extracellular region. Gene Ontology annotation, molecular function: neuropeptide Y receptor binding; neuropeptide hormone activity. The coding region runs from base 856 to 1140 and encodes 94 amino acids. Lineage: Eukaryota; Metazoa; Chordata; Aves; Falconiformes; Falconidae. The record is from RefSeq and is a predicted model, not a curated record.
UGCGGUGGUGGGGGCUGCAGUGGGGGCUCCGUGCCCUGCCCUGCUGCCUGGGGAAACUGAGGCAGCCACAGCUGUGGGCUGUGUCCCUUCCCCUGUGCUGUCUCCUGUGAGUGGCCUGUGCCAGGGCUAUGUCCCAUGUGCUGUGUUACAGCUGUGCCAUGUUUGUGUCCCUGUGUGUGGCUGAUGUCCCUGUGUGCCACUGCCACAUCCCGAGGCUGUCUUGGGGCCAUGUGUGUGUGCCGUGGCCGCAUGCGACAUCCGUGUCCCUGGGCUGUGCCCAUGUGCCGUGGCUAUGUGUCACAUCCGUGUCCGUGUGCUGCAUGUCACGUCUGUGCCUGUGUGACAUGGUCAUAUGCCGUGGCUGUGUGUCACAUCCAUGUCCCUGUGCCAUCGCCAUGUGCCACCUGCCAUGGCUGUAUGCUGCUGUGUCCUGUGGCCACAUGCCAUGCCCAUGUGCCAUGCCUGUAUGCCAUGGCUGCAUGUCACCAGUUGUGCCUGUCUGGCAUUGCCACAUGCUACAUCCGUGUCCUGUGGCUGUGUUCUGUGUCCCUGUGCUGUGUCCGUGUGUCCCACCCAUGUCCCCUGUGCCCCAUGCCUGUACCCCAGCCCCUCGGGGUACUGGGCUGGGGGCCUCUGCCAAGGCAUGGUGACAAGGGGCUGGCACAUGUCCCCUGGGGUGGUGGCGGGGGGGGGGGCUGCGGGAUCCUGCUGUGCCCGUGGGUCGGUCACAGCUGAGGGAGGAGCCAGCAGCCCCCCCCGGAGCUAUAAAACCCCGGGCAGGUGGAGGAGCUGCUGUGUCCCCGGCACUGUCACCCCACUGCCAGGCCCUGCUUGUCACCUCCUGCCUGCUACAUCAUGGUGACGUCCCCGAGGCCGUGGCGCAUGCUGGUGGCUGUGGCCCUCUGUGCCCUGCUGUGCCUGGGCACGCUGGUGGCUGCCUACCCCCCCAAGCCCGAGAGCCCUGGGGACGAUGCCUCCCCUGAGGAGAUGGCCAAGUACUUCUCGGCCCUUCGCCACUACAUCAACCUGGUGACACGGCAGAGGUACGGCAAACGCGCCAGCCCCGAGGCCGUGGUGUCGGAGCUGCUCCUUGGGGCCAGCAGUGACAAGUCAUGGUACAACGAUGACUCUGCGUGGUGACCGGCAACUCCCAGUCCCCCCUGUCCCCCAGAUCCUCCCUGUCUCUCCGUGUCUCCCUAAGGGACCCGGGGCUCCGCCACAGGGUGGGCCCCAGCACCCAGGGCCAGCACAGACCCCCCCGGCCAGGAGGGCCAGGGACCCCCAGAACCUGGUCCAGGGGUGUCCCACUGGGGGGGGCCCUGACCCCGUCCCCUCCCCACCGCUGUCGGGGGGUCCCAUGUGGUCCCUGCACGCCCCAGCCAGCGGCAAUAAAGAGCACGAUC